Molecule: messenger RNA, 391 nt
Organism: Pocillopora meandrina
Lineage: Eukaryota; Metazoa; Cnidaria; Anthozoa; Scleractinia; Pocilloporidae
Source: the annotation of a GenBank genome assembly
AUGGUGAUCCGCAUCACGUAUCGCCCAGAAGACUGCCCCUUCAGCUCCUUUGAUGAGGUCCUUAAACCCAACUACAUCCAAGCCUUACUGCUCAAAAAGCCUAUCUUAAUUUCAGGUGAUUUAAGUUGUCUCAAGAAAACCUGCUCUGAAUUUAAAGCAUUGGAGAAACUUUACACCGAAAUGAACUUGCUACAACCACUUGAAAAGCCAACUAGGAUCACAGAAAAACACUGAAUCGUUGCUUGACGUGAUCCUAGUUAAGCCCAACACGCUUGUUCGGGACAGUGGGGUUUUACAUUGGCCCAUUAGCGACCACUCAAUCAUCUUCGUGAAACUCAAAGUUAAGCCGCCAAAACCUCCCCCCCCAGUUUGUAAAUGUCCGCAACUAUAA